Messenger RNA from Penaeus vannamei (Pacific white shrimp), 1832 nucleotides. The record is from RefSeq and is a predicted model, not a curated record. Lineage: Eukaryota; Metazoa; Arthropoda; Malacostraca; Decapoda; Penaeidae.
AAAAGUAAGUGUUUAUUAGGGGAGAGGCUUAUGGGUAGGCCUACCUCGGUGAAAGUGUUGAGUUCGACGGUCAGUAACAGCUGUGUGUGUGUGUGGCAAAGAAGUUGUGGCAGUACUAUUCGUUUUGGUGAUAUUCUUACAAGGAUGUCGGUGCAUUACAAAUUUAAGUCAGCUGUCGAGUAUGACACGCUGCCAGUGGAUGGAGUCCACAUCAGCCUAGGUGACCUCAAAGAGGCCAUUAUCCAACAGAAGAGGCUGGGAAGAGGACAGCCAUAUGAUCUACAGAUCACCAAUGCAGAGACCAAGGAAGUUUACACAGAUGAGAAGACGCUCAUCCCAAAGAAUUCAUCGCUGAUAGUCGCAAGAGUGCCCAUCGAUCCCGCACUCAUGAAGAAGCCAUGGGAGAACAAGGAACCGACAGCCCUACUACUAUCCAACCCUUCAAACCUGAUGAACGUAUGUAACAGUGGAUCAGCUGUGCAACUUACUUUACCUCCAGCCGGGUAACACCUAUUUAUCUAGUUUUUAAGUGGAUGACUAUUGGAGUGAAAAGGCUGAAGCAGAAGCGCUAUCACAAGUGCUGCUGGCCACACUCUUAAGAUACCGUGGUGUCCCUUCGUGGUGUCACCUUGGUUGUAUACUAUUUGAGGACAGUAUGAAGCUGUCCUCAUACAUACAUCCAAAAUACCUUUUUUCCAGUAUUUCAUAAUAUUGAUUAUUAUUAUUUUUUUAACUUUUAUUAUUAUUUCUCUCUGUAGACUUUUGAUAACUUUUCCCCUCCCCAUGGGUUGUUAUUGCAACAAAUUUGUUCUUGUAAACUGUGUAGUAAUUUGUCACUUAAUUUUACACACUGGAUAACUAACCAAAAAAUUAAAUAAUCCUGUGUGUAAAGUUGAGGUAGACAUAAUAUUUUCGAUUUUUAUCAGUUACCUUACUUCGUAGCAGCCAAGGAACAUACAUUUCUGAGAAUGGAUAUUGAAAUAUUGAAAUGGAUGAAGAUAUUUAUUUGUCAUGAACAGUGAAUUGACCAUGAUUUUUUGUCAUGUCUAAUAAGUAUUUAUAUUCCUGUAUGUUUUGUAUGAUGUAGCCAAUAAAACUUUAACCUGAGGUGUCUGCUAUUUGGUCGAACAUUGUUGUUCUCUUUGGGUUAAAGCUUUGAAACCCUAUUAUUUUGCAAAUUUUAAACAUACACAUGCCAUAGCAAGUUGUGGUUAUGACGCCCAAGGAAUAUUGCUUGCCACAGUUACACUUUCAAACUACAAAUGCUUAUUGGAUUACAUAUAUUUUGGACACACUGCACUGUGUUACACCUAGAUCAGGGAUAUUCUAAGAAGCCUGAACAUAAAGAACCUAUGAUGCCUUGUUGUAUGUUGUAAAGAAAGAUAAUCAUCCUGUGCCAUUGUGUGGAGUUGAAUAUGAAUAAUAUUGUUCACUGUUGUGUUGUCUUCAACAAAGGCUUCCGCAGUGCUGAGAUCAUUUUCUAAAUUAUUUAUGAUGUUGAUACUUGAAAACUGCCAUCCAUUUUUACAGAGGGUACUGGUACUACAUGACAAAUUACAGGUUUUCAUGUUUGAAAUGGGGUUUUAUUUAAUUGUUUAUUUAUUUUUCUGUUUUAUUUUUUGUCAAUUUUGAUCAGUUUAUUGACUGAAGUUAUGAAAAGAAGUACAUAUACCUUGUGACGUAUGAGAUUUAUUGAAAAAUGUUUGUGAUUGAAGAAAAUUGUCAUUGUCAUUGAAGAAAAUUUGUAAAUAUUAGUGAUGUUUCUUGUUUAAAGGUUAGUUUCUUGAAUUAUAGUUGAUAUAUUUUUGAAUGAAUUACAAGAAUCUUGAUGA